AUGGCCACGCCGUCCACUGAGGAGAGAGAGCUCGCGCUCGUCGACAAGGUCGACUUCCGGAUCCUCAACGUUGCCAACAAUGAGAAGAAGCUUCAGGAUCUGCUGUCAAAGUUUCUCGUCCCGCUUCUUCUCAAAGGUGCCAGUGAGCAUGCGUCUGUUAGGGCCAAAGUAGCCACAGUGGCCCAGCGCUUGAAGUUGUUCAUCGCACCGCCAGGCAUCGUUCUGCCGGUUGCUGCCCUCGUGCAGCAGUUCAAGAUCACGGACUCUGCAGUUGUGAGACAUCUCGAUAUUGUGUUCAUCCAGCACAGCAUUGGCCGACUGUCCGACAAAGAGCGUCGUGAGGUCAUACCGAUUAUCCUUAAGGGCAUAGCCAACGUAAACUCCAGCACGCCGGCACUGUUUGGGAUUCUACUGCAGGCGCUUCCCUCGUUGAAGAUCCCCCCUCGGGGUUCGACCGAGGAUGCGGCCUUUCAGGAGGCCAUGGGCCUUACAGACCCAGCAGACGCGGCCUAUGUCGCGGACCGGUUCGGCGACCUCUUCCUCCUAUCUCGUUCCCACGGUGCCCUCUCGAACGGGCGAGACAGCGGCUACGUGGACUUUUUCUCCUUUGAGCAGCCCGACUCGUGGUUGUGCACUGGUCCCAAUUUGGCGGAGACGCGAAUCCGGGCGGUUGGCUUUCUCGUUAGCGGUGCCUUUACCGACGAGCAGAGAUAUAUGGCAUCUCUGUAUGCCUCCGGCCACAAGGACAGCCGUGUCUCGACUAUAGGCGAAGAGCUUCUGAAGCGGAGCACUGUCUCUCUGGAGAACAAGGAUAUUGUGGCCAAGCUCUUCAAGGCCCAUUCUCUAGCCCCCAUGUCCUAUCGCAUCCGAAUCUUGAAUCUACUCUGCAAAUCGGCCAUCGCGGCCUCUUCUCCAGCUGAAAUUUUGGUGCUGGUCAAGCGGGACUUGAGGGCGACGAGCGCCGAUGCUGAUUCGUAUGACAGAGAGAUUAGGACUUCCGAGGGAGGAUUGAUCCUCAUGAGGCUAUACACGCUCAUCGUCUCCGGGGGCCUGGAACUCUCGAAGCUCCACCGGGCAUUGUUUGAGUUUAUCAACUGGGUUGCGCGCAUGAACUCGGGCAAGGAGUUUGUUAUUGGCCGGCACCUCAUCGCAUGUUUGCAGAGCUACAUCACUAGUCAGGGUUGGCCCAGUCCGGAGCAGGAGCUGAAGUCGAUGGAGAAACUGCGGGCUCAGGCGUAUGAGACCAUUGGCAUGUUGACAAAGGGCGCGCUACUGAAUUUUGACGAGCAGCUCGCCCUCGCCGCAUGGCUCUUCCGCUCACUGAGCGAGGACUCUGUGAACUCUGUUGUUGUCAAUAUUGACGGUGCGCUUUCGAGCAUGACGUCCAUAUUUUGGCCCAAAGGCAAGGGGCCUGACCGUGAAGAUGACGAUAUCAAGCUCCGAAAGCUCCUACUCAAGUACAUCUACCAGUCUGAUCACGAACCCUUCGUGCGACGAAGCGCGAGGCACGCGGCAGCAAAGUGGGCAAACAACUGCUUGCCUUUCUCCGACCCUUUUGCCAGGUGGAUCGACAUUCUUGCUGCUGCGGGAUGUCCGGGAGAACGCAGUGAUGUGGUCGAAGAGGGCCUGAAAGGACUGGAUCCAUGGACCUAUUACAGCAACGAUGCAGGUUCUCUGGUGUUGCCGAAGUGGGAAGAACUGGUGCAUACGUUCUUCAUAGUGUCUCCGGAAUCUCUCAACGAGCACGAGGUGAUCUACAUGAGCAGCAUGGAGGUCGGCGGAUCGCCGUUCGAGAAGUUCUCUCUUGAGAAAAUGGGUGCCUUCCCGCUGGCGGUCGACUACUGCAAGCGAAUACUAUUUCUAACGGCCCUGCCGGAUUUCAAAGUAGGGCCCGGCUGGGAACAGCAAAUCGGUACGCUCGUCCGCACGGACAAAAAGAGCCGGGACACGAUUCGGAAAUACUUGAAAAGCGCCCCAGAGCAGAGACUGUUCGAACUCCUGUACGUGGCCCUCGAAGGCAUGAUACAGGAGAAGCCGGCCAUUGCAGAGAAGUGUGGAGAGUGCUUCGUCGAGCUGGCCUCGCUGUCUCCUCGCGACUGCGUUUCCAGCUUGGCCGGACGGGCUAUUGAGCUGAUGGCGCUGGUCAAAUCGAACAAGAAAGAAAUCCGCAGUCUAGGCGCGACAGCGAUCGGCAUUCUCGGAGCCCAUCCAGCAAACGACGACGAUAGCUUAGAGAAGCUGAAGGCGACUCUUGUGGACACUGCUCGGCAGUGGAGAACUGCGGUCGGAUCGGAGCUGAAUGCCACGGAGGGUGCAUUUUUGGCUCUGGGCCAUCUUCUGUCACGGCUAGUGCUCUACGAUAGCGACCGGGCAAAGCGCUUUGUGCUUGACGCCUCUUCACUCUUCCCCAGGCCAGCGGAGAUAUCGAGUGGCUCAGAGUCUUUCAAGGACAGUCUUUUCGACGCCCUCAGCCAGAUGUGGACGGCAGGUAUAUACGGGAACAGUGCAGCGGACACGGCAGCAUUUGUUGAUGUUAUGAGCACGCAGGCAAAGAAGGCGAACGAGCGUUGCAUCACGGCACUAGGACGGCUGGCGAUUGCUGUUGGAAGCGAUGUGGCGUCUGAGGAGAAGGAUACAGAGACAGAGACAGAGGAUGACACGACGCAGUUGAUUCUUGGCAAGCUCUAUGAUCUGUACGAGGUCAAGCAGGUGGAGGUGCACUUUGCGAUUGGCGGUGCCAUCACAGCGGCGGUGGCCUGUUGGGACUCUGAAGUGGUAGAGCUGUCACUGGACGUGGAGGAGGGCGAGGAUGUGUCGUUCAAGAGGCACAAGCGGCCAGUCAGACUCGCGGCGGCGCUGGACAAAAUUCUGAAAGACAGCAAGACGACAAAGCCGUCUCUGCUAAAAGCGUCGGGGAUCUGGCUGUUCAGCCUGAUUCAGAACUGCUCGCACCUGGCGGAGGUGCAGUUGCGGCUGCGAGAUUGCCAGACAGCCUUUAUGAGGCUGCUCAGUGCGCGGGAUGAGCUGGUGCAAGAGACAGCAUCUCGCGGGCUCGCGCUAGUGUACGAGAAGGGAGACGAGUCGCUCAAGGGCGACCUUGUGCGAGAUCUGGUGGCGUCGUUUACGGGAUCGAGCACGCAGCUCAAGGUGGACGACGACACGGAGCUGUUUGAGGCCGGAGCUCUGCCGACGGGCGAGGGCAAGUCGGUCACCUCGUACCGUGAUAUUGUCAACCUGGCCAACGAGGUGGGCGACCAGACGCUCAUAUAUAAGUUUAUGUCGCUGGCGUCCAACGCGGCCACAUGGUCGACGCGGUCAGCGUUUGGACGGUUCGGGCUCAGCAACAUCCUAUCCGAGUCGGAAGUAGACCCGAAGUUGUAUCCGAAGCUGUUCCGGUACCGAUUCGACCCGAACCCAAAUGUGCAGCGGUCGAUGAACGACAUCUGGAAGGCACUGGUGAAGGACUCGAGCGCGGUGAUCGAGGCGCACUUUGGGGCGAUCAUGGAGGACCUGCUGAAGAGCAUUCUGGGCAAAGAGUGGCGGGUGCGAGAGGCGAGCUGCGCGGCGGUGGCAGACCUGGUGCAAGGGCGGCCAUUUGUGCAGUACGAGAAGUACUACGAGGAGAUCUGGGCGAAGGCACUCAAGGUGCUGGACGAUGUCAAGGGAUCGGUGCGUGAGGCGGCGCUGCGGCUGUGCAUCACUCUGUCGAACACGCUGGUGCGUCAGCUGGAAGAGGGGAAGCAGGGCGGCAAUGCACAGGCAAUGAUGAACGAGGCGCUGCCAUUCCUGAUGUCGGAGAAGGGGAUCGAGAGCGGGGUGGAGGACGUGAAGAUCUUUGCGACAGUGACGGUGCUGAAGAUUGCGAAACACGGCGGAAAAGCACUGCGGCCGUACAUUGCGGCGAUGGUGCCGCACUUGCUGGGACUUCUGAGCACGAUCGAGCCGCAGGCAUUCAACUACUAUUACAUGCGGUCGGGCGAGGACGGCAAGGAGAAGCUAGACAAGAUGCGCAGCGCGAUGGUGUCACAGUCGCCCAUCUCGGAGGCAAUCGACAACUGUCUGCGCAACGUGGAUGGCAGCGUGAUGGAAGAGCUGGCACCGGGCCUGGAGACAGCGAUGAAGACGGCGGUGGGGAUGCCGACGAAGAUCGGGUGCAGCCGGGUGCUGUCGACGCUGGCGACACGACACACAACCGAGUUUGGGCCGUUUGCCGGCCGACUGCUGCGACAGCUGGAAAAGCAGGCGCUGGACCGGAACGACGAGGUCAGCCAGAGCUACGCCAAGGCGGCGGCGUACGUGAUGCGUUGCGCGCCCGACGAGGCGCGAGUGCACUUUGUGGAGCGGUUUAUCGAGCUGUACUUUGGAUCGGAGGACGAACAUCGACGGCAGAAGGUGGCGGACGCAGUUUUGGCGCUGUCAAAGAUGUCGCCGGACCACUUCAACGCGCUGGAGGGGCGGCUGCUGCCGUUUGCAUACGUGAGCAGCCAUGACCCAGACGACUACGUGCGCAAGGCGAGCGAGGAGGUGUGGAGCAAGCACGCGGGCAGCAGCCUGAGCGUGGCGCGAUACGUGCCGGAGAUCGCAGAGCUGGUGCGGCGCAGCCUGGAGACGGCGCAGUGGGCACUGAAGCACGCGGGUGCGCUGACGGCAGCAGACGCGGUGAAGGCGGUGCUGGGGGCGAGCAGCCUGAGCGGACAGGUCAACGAGGGACAUCUGCGACAGCUGUGGCCGCUGUACGAACGCGGGCUGGCGCUUAAGACGUUUGCCGGCAAGGAGGCUCUGCUGGCAGCUCUGCCCGACUUUGUGGCCAAGAGCCGGGCGCUUUGGAUGGCGGACAGCAAGAUGGCGGCGGCCCUGCGCAAGAUCGUGCUGGUGGAGGCGAAGCGCAACAAUGCCGAGUACCGGGUGGACGCGUUCCAGUGUCUGUGGAAAGUGGCGGCAGAGCGGAAGGACAUCGACCUGUGGCCGGAAGCGGUGGCAAUUGUGCGGCCACAUCUGGAGGCGCUGCUGGAGGAGGACACCGGCAAGAAGGAUCGCAUGGAUCUGGACAGCGGCAAGGAUGGGGACAGCAAGAAGAAGGAGGCCGCGAAGCAGGAGCAACUGGUGCGGCAGACGGCCGAGAGAGCGCUCGAUGUGGUCGCCCGCAGCUACAACCGUCCAGGACUCGAGGCAGACGCGCCGGCCAUCCUGACAGCCAUCUGGACGGAGCUGGAGCCGUUCCUGAACAGCGACGCGUCGGUGAUCGUGCGACGGACGACGUGGUACAAGGCAGCCGAAGAUUUGUUUGAGGGAGCGGUGAAAGCGACAGAGAAGGCGAUAGAAGCAGGGAAGCCAGCCAACAACACAUCCGCUAUGAAUCUCAUCCUUGCCUACCUUGGAUCGCUCGACCUGCGCACGGCUGACGCUGGCACGGAGGCGCAGCGGUCGGCGCGGGCAAAAGCCGUCAAGGCGCUCGUGCAGGCGGCCAAAAAGGGCGUAUUUGGGCCGUCUGGAACAGAUGAGGCGCUGGUCAAUGCGCUGGCCGAGAUCAAGACGGUCCUGACAGCAGCACUGGCGUCGGAACGGGCGCUAGAUGUGCAGAAGCUGCUGAAGGAAGCGUUGACAGUUUAG
Grosmannia clavigera kw1407 is the source of this 5610-nucleotide messenger RNA. Its product is annotated as proteasome component. The record is from RefSeq and is a predicted model, not a curated record. Gene Ontology annotation, cellular component: cytoplasm; nucleus. NCBI's taxonomy places the organism in Eukaryota, Fungi, Ascomycota, Sordariomycetes, Ophiostomatales, Ophiostomataceae. Gene Ontology annotation, biological process: proteasome assembly. Bases 1 to 5610 code for a protein of 1869 amino acids. Gene Ontology annotation, molecular function: molecular adaptor activity. The transcript has 2 exons.